CAUGUUGGCGCUUCUCCAAGUUUGUUCAUCGUUUCAGCUUUGGAGCUUGAGCUGGAAACAGACUCGACUCGUCUGGAUAAAACUCAUUAUUUCUGAGAGUUUGAUACGACGAAGACAAUGAAGCUGUUCGUGUUUCUGCUUUGCCUUGUUCACGGAGUGUCAGCAGUGACUCACUCUCUGAAGUAUAUUUACACGACCUCGUCUCAAGUCCCAAACUUCCCAGAGUUUGUGGUUGUUGGUUUGGUUGAUGAAGUUCAGAUGGUUCACUAUGACAGCAACACCAAGAGAUUUGAGCCCAAACAGGACUGGAUAAAGAAAUACACAGAGGAUGAUCCACAGUACUGGGAGAGUCAGACUGGAAACUUCUUGGCUGCCCAUCAGGUCUUCAAAGGCAACAUUGAAAUUGCAAAGAAGCGCUUCAACCAAACUGGAGGUGUCCACAUUGUCCAGGUGAUGUAUGGCUGUGAAUGGGAUGAUGAGACUAAUGAGGUGAAGGGAUAUCGUCAGGAUGGUUAUGAUGGAGAGGACUUCAUAGUAUUCAACGUGGAGACAGAGACAUGGAUCGCUCCAAUACCAGAGGCUGUCAUCACCAAACACAAGUGGGACAAUAAAAAAGCUGUAAUCGCACAGUGGAAGAACUACCUCACCCAGGAAUGUCCUGAGUGGUUGAAGAAGUAUGUGAACUAUGGGAGGAGCUCUCUGAUGAGAAAAGACGUCCCCUCAGUGUCUCUCCUCCAGAAGACUCCCUCCUCUCCAGUCAGCUGCCACGCUACAGGUUUCUACCCUGACAGAGCCAUGAUGUUCUGGAGGAAAGAUGGAGAGGAGAUUCAUGAAGGAGUGGAACGUGGAGAGAUCCUCCCCAACCAUGAUGGAUCCUUCCAGAUGAAAGUUGACCUGGACAUUUCAUCAGUCUCACCUGAAGACUGGAGGAGGUACGACUGUGUGUUUCAGCUCUCUGGUGUGGAGGACGACAUCAUCACCAACCUGGAGCCUAAAAGUGGAGGGUUCCCUACUGCUGCUGUUAUUGGAGGUGUUCUAGGAUUCCUCCUCCUGGCAGCCUGCGUAGUUGGACUCAUCAUGUGGAAAAAAACGCAACAACAGUGAAGAACAAAAAUAUGGUUUUACUUUUCAUAAAACUCAUCAUACAUCCAAUAUGUAUUUAACAUUUCCAUGUGUUUUUGUGUUGAUGCUCUUGUAGCUUCAUGUGUUUUUGUGUCUUGU
Messenger RNA from Mugil cephalus (flathead mullet), 1221 nucleotides. RefSeq names its product class I histocompatibility antigen, F10 alpha chain-like. Lineage: Eukaryota; Metazoa; Chordata; Actinopteri; Mugiliformes; Mugilidae. Bases 118 to 1104 code for a protein of 328 amino acids. Gene Ontology annotation, cellular component: external side of plasma membrane. The transcript is spliced from 5 exons. Gene Ontology annotation, biological process: immune response. The record is from RefSeq and is a predicted model, not a curated record.